This is a messenger RNA of Arachis duranensis, 870 nucleotides long. RefSeq lists its product as uncharacterized. Gene Ontology annotation, cellular component: chloroplast envelope. The transcript is spliced from 4 exons. The record is from RefSeq and is a predicted model, not a curated record. NCBI's taxonomy places the organism in Eukaryota, Viridiplantae, Streptophyta, Magnoliopsida, Fabales, Fabaceae. Bases 207 to 593 code for a protein of 128 amino acids.
AGUUGGAUGUUAAUGUGAAUGGUUUGUCAUGUGUGCGGAGCGUGUAGCGGUACCAGUAAGAUAGAGGAUUAGAAUUUAGAGGAACAGCGUCAGCGACACAACAAACACUAGAAGAAGGGAUUAGGAAGAAAAAACCCCAAUCCAAAGAAUUGAUAAGAAGAAUAUAAGAACUAAGUAACUAAUAAGUAAUAACAAUAACAAUAAUAAUGUCGAAAAAGGGAGGAGGAGGGGCUUCGUUGCAGAAGGACGUGCCGUGGAGAGCGUCAGCUUCGUCAGUGAGGCCGGUUCCCAAAAUUCACCAUUCUCCUGUUCUUCGCGUUUCCCAAUCUCCUUUCUCCGAUUACGCCCUCUUCGUUAUGAAGCAACCCGACCCAAUUGGAGAUGGAUUCGGCCAAGAGGCUAUAGUGGAAGCUGCUGGUCCUGACUGCAUAGUACCUGGCCAAGUUAUGCCCCUCAAGCUUCUCGGUGUUAAGGUCUGGCCAAUCCAUGUUGACUUCAAAUUUUUGGAACCUGUUGGACGAGAACUUAAGAUGCUUGGAAAGUUCAUGGAUGAUGCAGUUGAACUUAUGAACAAAUCUUUCAUAGAUCGUUGAUAGCAUCUGUGGCCUGUGUUUGUGAAUAGAUGAAACAUCAAUUAAGGGAACUGGAGGGAACUGGAGGGAACUGGAGCAUCGACAAGCCGAGUGACUUAACAUUUGGCUCAUUUUGUAUUGUAGUCUUACUCUCAAUGAAUUGAGACAUCGAGUCAAAAUGUCAAUUUGAGAUGAUAUUACUUAGAGAAAAAUGACAAAGUUAGAACUUUGAACUGCAUGCACAGCUAUUGGACUUGCAUCCUGAUUCCAAAUAGAAUGAAAUGUUUUUCUUGUUGUA